This is a messenger RNA of Acanthoscelides obtectus, 543 nucleotides long. The record is from the annotation of a GenBank genome assembly. Lineage: Eukaryota; Metazoa; Arthropoda; Insecta; Coleoptera; Chrysomelidae.
AUGGACUUAGCUGGUUCUGAGAGAGUUUCUCUGACGAAAGCUGCUGGUGAGCAUCUUAAAGAGGGGGCUAACAUAAACAAAUCUUUGUCAGUAUUAGGAAAUGUGAUAAGGCAACUAAGCGAGGGGAAGGAGUUUAUCAGUAAUCGCGAUUCGAAAUUGACUAGACUGCUCUCACAGGCUCUUGGCAAUGUAUAUGGAUCUGUAGUAAAACCUUUAGUCGAUUCCUUCAUGGAAGGUUUCAAUGCCACAAUAUUUGCAUAUGGCCAAACAUCUUCUGGCAAAACACACACCAUUUUGGGCAAUAAAACAGAUCCUGGGCUUUUCCAAUUAGUAUCCAAUCAGUUAUUCCAGCAUGUGGCAGACCAGGUUGAUAAGAGGUACUUGAUUAGAUGCAGUUAUAUUGAAAUCUACAAUGAAAAGAUCAAUGACCUCCUGGAUAAGAGCAAUCAGGGUUUAACUAUAAGAGAAGAUAUCAAAGGAAAUGUGCUGCUUGAUGCAAGGGAAGCUGUCGUAGACAAUGUUGAUAAGUUAUGGAGAACAUGA